This is a messenger RNA of Spinacia oleracea (spinach), 748 nucleotides long. RefSeq lists its product as uncharacterized. Lineage: Eukaryota; Viridiplantae; Streptophyta; Magnoliopsida; Caryophyllales; Amaranthaceae. The record is from RefSeq and is a predicted model, not a curated record. Bases 165 to 413 code for a protein of 82 amino acids. The transcript is spliced from 3 exons.
AAAGAGGAAAAAAAAAACGUAAAAAAGCGGGAACGCAUGAGCAAUGUUGUUCCUGGUAUAGCUUAGGUCACGUUGAAAACUUGAAUCGCCCCUUUUCAAAUCCCCGUUUAUAUCGUGUCCUUAAAAUUGACCCCACACAUUUUCUGCCAAACAUUUACACAACCAUGUCUGGAGCUGCAGGCGUUCAAGCUCUGAAGAGGAUUCCUCGCAUCAAAUUCCCUCAACGUCAUCCUAAACAAUCUGCUUCUGAUUCUCUUUCCCUGUCAACAGAUGAUGCUUUGAAGGCGUUCCUAUCAAGGUCAGCUUCCAGCAACUCCUCCUUGUCUGCCUCAGGGAAAGCUUCUGAUCAGCCUAAGCGAACACCAGUCUCAAAAGAUGAGAUAGAAGCUAUACUGUUGGGUGGUUGCAUCUAAACUCAUUGAUGUAGUCGAUGGCUAUUCCUUGUAAUAACAUUUUGGUGGAUAUUUGGGUAAAUUUGAUUUCACUUUGAGAUAUUAUUGUUGCUGUUUCAACCUCAGUGAAGGAUAGGCAGCAUUGGUUGGACUGGUCAGUACACAUCAACAAGGUUGAUUCACCAGUUGAUGUAUACCUUACCAUAUGUUUGAAAAUACCAUAUACUGAAUGGAAAUCAUACCAUGAUUGCAAUAUUUUCAACUUCUGAGAUAUUAAGCUAUGUUCAAUAAGUUGCACCUAUUCGUGGUAUUAUGCGAACUAUAUUAUCUUAUACUACAUAUUUUGUUGAUUAUAA